Messenger RNA from Cyprinodon variegatus (sheepshead minnow), 704 nucleotides. It is a transcript of the gene commd2, whose product is annotated as COMM domain containing 2. The record is from RefSeq and is a predicted model, not a curated record. The coding region runs from base 16 to 627 and encodes 203 amino acids. The transcript is spliced from 6 exons. NCBI's taxonomy places the organism in Eukaryota, Metazoa, Chordata, Actinopteri, Cyprinodontiformes, Cyprinodontidae.
CUAGAGGAUCUCAGGAUGCUGCUGGUUCUGUCUGAGGAGCAUAAAGACCACCUGGGCUUCCUCACCCAGGUCGAUGGUUCGGUGGUGGAGGAGUUCUGCCGCAUCGCUCUGGAGUUCCUGAGGAAAGGAAGCAACCCAAAGAUCUAUGAAGGAGCAGCCAGGGGGGGCUGGUUUCUAAUAGAGCUGUGGGGCCCCUGGUCACUGUGGGGCCCCUGGUCACUGAUAGAGCUGUGGGGGCCCCAAACGAUCUCUGAGGUGGAUUUUAUGGACUCGGUCUUAUCGCUUGGAUUCACUGACCAGCUCAACCAGAGCCUGUUGCAGCUCUACGUGCAGCACAAAGACCAGAUCCGCAGCAUGCUAAGCCAUCUGCGCUGCAGUCAGCCAGCCUACCACAACCUAGAGUGGAGGCUGGACGUUCAGUUGGCGAGUCGCUCGCUCCGUCAGCAGAUGGUUGCCAUGGUCACCAUGCGCCUCCUUUUGUCGGGUUCUGAUGGGGGCGGGACCCUCCGCUGCCUGGACCUGCAGACGGACCCCAGCACGCUGCUGCACCUCAUCUCCAGUCUGGAGGCGGCCCUGGCGGCCAUGAAAACGGGCCACGCCCGGCGGAUUCUACGCAACAUCAAAUGACUGGACUCACUGGGAGGACUGGUUCUGAUGCGGGGCGGCGGCGGUCCAGAGCGGCGGAUCUCACUGCUGCUCUGAUU